Molecule: messenger RNA, 846 nt
Organism: Arachis stenosperma
Lineage: Eukaryota; Viridiplantae; Streptophyta; Magnoliopsida; Fabales; Fabaceae
Product: hexokinase-1-like
Exons: 9
Coding region: 1-846 (281 amino acids)
Biological process (GO): glycolytic process; glucose 6-phosphate metabolic process; intracellular glucose homeostasis
Cellular component (GO): cytosol; mitochondrion
Molecular function (GO): glucokinase activity; D-glucose binding; fructokinase activity
Source: RefSeq, a predicted model, not a curated record
AUGGCGAAGCUUGAAGCAAAGUUUGGAAUGAUAGUUGACUCCGUUGGUAACUUCUUCUCUGGCAAAGACCAGCUUCCCUUGUGUGACCCUGCUCUAAAUGCAAGUGGUCUUGACAAAUUUCUUAAAUCAAUAGGAAGAAAUCCUCAUAUGUUGAUUUGGAGGAAGUUUGCAGAUAAGAUUGCAGCUUCUGGUUACUAUGUGGUUGGAGAAGAUGUCGUGGGAGAACUAACCAAAUCGAUGCAAAAAAUUGGCUUGGAUAUGCGAGUUUUAGCUCUAGUUAAUGAUACCAUUAGAACACUAGCUGGAGGCAGAUUCUACAAUCAGGAUGUCAUUGCUGCUGUGAUCCUUGGUACAGGGACAAAUGCAGCAUAUGUGGAACGUGCAAAUGCUAUUUCAAAAUGGCAUGGCCCUCUCCCAAAAUCAGGAGACAUGGUUAUAAACAUGGAGUGGGGUAAUUUCCGAUCCUCACAUCUUCCUCUAACAGAAUAUGAAGUAGCUCUAGAUGCUGAGAGCUUAAACCCUGGAGAGCAGUUGAUUACUGGUAUGUAUUUGGGGGACAUUGUAAGGAGAGCUUUAUUGAAGAUGGCUGAAGAAGCUGACUUUUUUGGAGAUACAGUUCCCCUCAAGUUGAGAGUUGCUUUCAUACUCAGGUAUAUCAUUAUUAUUUGUGUUUAUGCUGCUUCUGCUCUUCAAUAUUUUACACAAUCAAGGCAUCUAUAUAUUGAUACUGCACGAAGAUUUGAAAGCUCUAGCACAACGGUGACAGCACAAAAUCCUGAGAAAGGUGGAACAUUUGUGACUAACAGAAAGCGAGUAUGUCAUAUAAAGGUUAUAGUCUAUAGUUGA